AUGGUCCAAUUCGCAUCCAUUACCUUUAUUGCAGCGGCCGCCUUUGCCGCUUCUUUACCACGCGACGUCUUGGAAACGAUUACCAAUCUAGAGAGCGUCGACGCACAGGUGAACACUCUGACUCAAACGACCGUAGCUUGGGACGGGUCUGGAGCCGGCGCGUUGGCCAUUGUAUCUGCUGUUUCUAUGUUACAAAGCAACAUUGAGACGGGCACCUUGGACGCUUCGGAUGAGUCAACAGCAUCAUCUGCCGACUCGCAAACCAUUCUCGAUUAUGUCACGGGGACACUGGGUCCAGACUUCACCAUAACCCUUAACGAGUUGGUCUCCCGCCAGGCCGAUAUUGAGAGCAUUGGUGCUUCUUCCGACGUACUUAGCUCUCUGGGAGACCUUAAAAGCGAUGUCGAUGCCUACGGUGCUGCGUUGAUCACCAUCACUAGUCCUGACCUGCAAGCCGAUGCUCAGAUAGCUCUUACCAGUAUUGAUGGGGAAUUUGAUGCGGCUAUCGCUGUCUUCUCUUGA
Messenger RNA from Neoarthrinium moseri, 522 nucleotides. RefSeq lists its product as uncharacterized. Bases 1 to 522 code for a protein of 173 amino acids. The record is from RefSeq and is a predicted model, not a curated record. The transcript has a single exon. NCBI's taxonomy places the organism in Eukaryota, Fungi, Ascomycota, Sordariomycetes, Amphisphaeriales, Apiosporaceae. Gene Ontology annotation, cellular component: extracellular region.